This is a messenger RNA of Rana temporaria (common frog), 1067 nucleotides long. RefSeq names its product proliferation and apoptosis adaptor protein 15 (gene PEA15). Lineage: Eukaryota; Metazoa; Chordata; Amphibia; Anura; Ranidae. Gene Ontology annotation, biological process: regulation of apoptotic process; MAPK cascade. The transcript has 4 exons. Gene Ontology annotation, molecular function: protein binding. The record is from RefSeq and is a predicted model, not a curated record. The coding region runs from base 355 to 747 and encodes 130 amino acids.
UCCGGCGCUCUCCCUCUCCCUUCUCACACACACAGGACUCAUCUACACGCACUCUCUGACAUCACUCAGUACAAAAGGGUGGAGUGAGCCUCCACUGAAAUCUCUUCUGUCUGAAGGGAAGGGAAAUUCUGUAGCAGACAAGCAGAGGAAAGCAGCAGGACCGAGCCAGCUGAGUCACACACAGGCGCACGGCGAGCCGUUUCCAACGCCCCUCUGGACAUCCUCGGAGAGCCGGGAGAAAGCCCCCCACCGCUCGGCUGAAGCCCCCCGAAGAAGACAACUUGCCACCUUCCUCUGAGAUACCAGCGGACUUUCCCCCCCCCCCUUGGACUCAAGCAGGAGGACACGGCCAGCAUGGAGGAGUACGACGCCCUGCUGCAGGAGCUCUCCGAGAACAUCACCAACGAAGACCUGGACCAGCUGAAGUCGGCGUGCAAAGAGGACAUUCCCAGCGAGAAGAGCGAGGAGAUGACCUCCUGCCAGGACUGGUUCAGCUUCCUGGAGAAGCACGACAAGUUGGCGAAAGACAACCUCUCCUACAUAGAACACAUUUUCGAGAUCUCACGACGUCCUGACCUCCUCACCAUGGUUAUCGACUACAGGACCAAAGUUUUGAAAAUUUCAGCAGAGGAAGAACUCGACACAAAACUAACUCGGAUCCCUAGUGCCAAAAAAUAUAAAGAUAUAAUAAGACAGCCAUCAGAAGAAGAGAUCAUCAAAUUGGCCCCUCCCCCAAAGAAAGCUUGAAGUACGACCAACCCCAGAGGAAACAGAAAAAGGGGGAGGAGACUCAAUCCUGUUUGGUCUUUGUCGUUCCAUUCCCCCCCUCCCCAUUCUUCACCUAACAUCUCCCCGUUCUCGCUCUGCGCAAACCUACGACAGGAGCAGAGAUUGGGGAGAGGGGGGGACACGGCGCGAAAUGAAUCAUCGCCCCCCCUCCUCCCCCAACCAGUGACCACUAACAAGUGUCCUAACCCCUCUCUCGUUGUCUGUGCUCCGUGACCUGCAGUUUGUCCUAAGAUUGUUUCGUAAGCGUGCGUUUUAAAUAGAAGUAUCUUUAUUUUUGA